Molecule: messenger RNA, 321 nt
Organism: Atta colombica
Lineage: Eukaryota; Metazoa; Arthropoda; Insecta; Hymenoptera; Formicidae
Gene: RpS27
Product: 40S ribosomal protein S27
Exons: 1
Coding region: 2-259 (85 amino acids)
Biological process (GO): ribosomal small subunit assembly; translation
Cellular component (GO): cytosolic small ribosomal subunit; ribosome
Molecular function (GO): RNA binding; structural constituent of ribosome
Source: RefSeq, a predicted model, not a curated record
AAUGCCGUUGGCUAGAGAUUUUCUCCAUCCGAGCCCCAUCGAGGAGAAAAGGAAACACAAACUGAAGAGGCUCGUACAGAAGCCUAACAGUUAUUUUAUGGAUGUCAAAUGCCCGGGCUGCUAUGCUAUCAAAACAAUUUUCUCACAUGCCCAGAGGCCAGUAGAAUGUGACGGAUGCCGUACGAUACUUUGUACACCAACGGGUGGAAAAGCACGGUUAACUGAGGGAUGCUCUUUUAGAAGAAAAGUCCAGUGUUAAUUUUAUUCGAUAUGUAUUCGAUUUCUCUCUUUAUAUUCGAUAAAUAAACACGAUCACAUUAU